Akanthomyces muscarius is the source of this 1392-nucleotide messenger RNA. RefSeq lists its product as uncharacterized. The record is from RefSeq and is a predicted model, not a curated record. The transcript is spliced from 2 exons. The coding region runs from base 1 to 1392 and encodes 463 amino acids. Lineage: Eukaryota; Fungi; Ascomycota; Sordariomycetes; Hypocreales; Cordycipitaceae.
AUGUUCUCCAAGGCUGUCCUUCCAAUCCUCGGUGCCAUUGCCAGCACCGUCGCCGCCAACCCCAUCCAGCGCGCCGUUGCUGAGGCUGCCGCCAACGCUCCCCAGGUCGUCUUCUCGCCCGCGGGACCCAUGAGCGGCGGUAACGGCAAGACUACCACCGAGCACGAGGACCUGACUCUCCUCCAAGAGGACAACUUUUACUGGACUCAUGACGAUGAGGAGCUUCUCGCCAACAUGACCGUCACGGCCAAGCCGGCCUACCGUCUGCUCAACGAACACCACUUUGGGGACCUUGUCCGCUCCGUGGACUGCUCCAACGCCAAGCAGAUCAAGGUGCAGUUCAACAGCGCCUCCACCAUCGCCGACGCCAAAAAGGCGUGGGCGUGGGUCGCCGAGCACGACGCCAACAGUCUGAUCUACGUCGUCGACGCGCCCGGCUGCGGCGGUCAGUACGGCCGCCAGCCGUACCACGUCAGCGACGUGACCUACGACGCCGCCGCCGGCGUCGCCAAGCUGGCCGUGCAGGCCGCGGCGCAGUGGGACGACUUUGUCGCCGACGCCACCGUCAACAUUGGCGGCGACGUCGAGGCGCAGAAGCUCAACCGCCGUCUCAGCUACACCAAAAAGGCCAAGAUCAGCCUCGAGCACGUCUUCAACAAGCACUUUUACGACGCGGACAUUGGCCCCGCCCACCUCUCUGUCGACUGCUCCGACUGCGGCACCCACGGCAGCCUCGAGACCGACAUCACCGUCUCCACCAAGGACGGCUUCUCGGCUUCCGCCGUGACCGCCGACAACGUCAACGUCCGCCUGGCUGUUGCUGUCACGGCCUCUGCGGCCAUUCACACCUCGCACCUGUCCCAGAGCAUCGAAGUCAUCAAGUUCCCGCUUGCCGAGUUCAAGAUUGCCGACAUUGUCAAGAUCACGCCCGAAAUCACGCUCGACAUUGUCAUCUCCGUCUCCGACAUCUCCGGCAGCAUCACCAGCGUCGUCGGCGCCGAGCUUGACUUUGCCAACGGCCAGUCCAUUGCCAUUGGCAAGGGCUCCACCGGCCUCGAUGCCCAGUUCAAGCGCAUCGGACCUACCAUCUCAGGCAAGGUCGACGCGACCGCACGCAUCAACCCUCUCCUCACCUUUGACCUUUCCGGCAAGAUCCUCAGCAAGCACGUCACUGGUGGUCUCGGUCUUGCUGCCCCUUACCUUGCCUUUGCCAUCGGUGCCGAUGUCCAUGAGCCCAGCGCCUGCUCCAACACCAACUCUGUCCACUUCUCCGUCGAUGUGGGUGUUGAGCUUGAUUCGUUCUACGGCUUUGGCAAGCCUGGUGAUGAGCCUCACAAGAAGGCCAUCUACCAGAAGGAUCAUCCUCUCCUGAAGGAGUGUAUUGCUUGGUAA